UUAGAAGUACACGUCCUUACCCGCCAGUGUGUGUCGUUAGGCAUAAAUUAAAUGGCUCUUCAAAUAUUGUCCAGAUUCUCAAAGAUAAUACCCGUCGGGUCGAGGUUUCAUCUGACGACAUUCCGACUUCAAACCAGCGGCGGGUUUAAGGUGGAACACGACCGACGGAACCGGCGCUUCACCGUGUCUCCGAGCAGCGGCACAGGAGCAAAUGAGACUGCAACGCUUCUCUACAGAUUCACAGAAGCCAAGCAGGUGGAACUCAUGUCCACCUUUGUCCCCGAGUCUCACAGGGGGCAAGGUGUGGCCGCUCUGCUCUCAAAGGCUGCCAUUGACUUCCUGCUUGAGGAGAAGCUGAAGGCUCGAGUGUCCUGCUGGUACAUCAAGAAAUACAUUGAAGAACAUCCCCGUCAGGACUAUAAAGAUGUUAUCAUCAGCUGAGACCAUUAUCAGGUUUAUCCUGGCUGAAAACACUCAUGCACAAACACAACAUAGACCAUAUGCUGAAUAGUGACUGAUGCAUUUAAUUUGCACAAUUGAAAUGGACAUUCAGUAUUUAAUAAUUGUAAAUACGGUAUCUUAGAAGAUAAACAUGUUAAUUGUGAUUGUAUUGUUUGAUUUUUACAUUGCUUCUCUUAUCCAAAUAAUUCCUCGCAAAAAAGGUAUUUUUGUAGACAGGUAAAAGAGCAACACGCUGACGAGACGCAUUCUCGCUAACAUUGUUAGCUGCUGCCAGAAAACACAAGUUAGUGACAUUGUAAGAACACAAAAUAUUCAAGUGUUGCCUUCAGGGGCGCAGCGUCACCUUAUUUAGAAAGUGGUCGCUAGAAAAUAUUGCUAGAAUUGAAAAAUAUUAAUAGAAAGGUAGUUUUGAGCUGAUACUUAACCUGCCUUUGGUAUCGGUAUGAUUGAUAUUUGAUCAGAAGGUCGGACGGAUCUUAUUGUCGUUGGACAAGUACAACAACAAUUAAUUUUUAGCAGAAACCCGUUCGAGAGCAGAGACACAUUGUACAGGGUAACUGAACAGGAUUGCUGAUGGGUCGCCACUUCGGGGGUCUCGUAAAAAGUGGGAAAAAUGUAGGCGCGUGGGGAGAAUGAGUAAAAAAAAAGUCGAUCUCAGACUGAGCUUCUAUGGAGGGGGCUUCGUCUAUGCUUCGAUGGCCGAUGCUCAUAUACACAUGUUGACACGGAAACCACAAGACUUGCAACAGGAGGCGAGCAAAGCUGCUAGCCGCAAGGAGUGCUGCUCCGUUUUCCUUGAUACCAAAUGGGGUGAAACGUCGAAGGCGUGGGAUGGGGGCUUGGGGUGAGAGACAGAGGAGUUUGUUGCAUCUUCACUGCACUGUCCUCUGGGAGAGUCUCGAAGUAACAACCUUGCCACGUCGCUUGCAACCAGUAGAAAUAAUCCAGAUUAGAAUGUUUGUGUUUGAGCGAGCGAAAAAACAAAUUCAAACUUUUCACUCUAAAUGUCUAUGUGGGGUCCUCAAAUGUAUCAUACUUUGCAAUGCAGAGCAGAUGGUGUCUCCAAAAUGUCGUCAAGUUUGUACAUUAGUCCAAAAUCUCAAAUGUCAUAAAGCCAGGAAGUCUAAUAUUUGGAUCUAUCCACCCAGAAGGAACAUCUGGUUGGCUAAAAGUUGUAGCAUAAAUGGAGUGGAUGAAAACAUCUCAAAUUAGGGUAUUUGGAGCAGUGUGUGUGUGUUUGUGUUUGCCGGGUGGAUGGAGGCACCGCAUGGUCACAUGGGCAUGAGGAAGUAUUUUAAGGACAUGUAUUCACGUGUCAGUUGAGGAAACAGGAGGCAUGUUUGAGAUGCCAUCAUUUUUGUUUACCGCUUAAUUAUGUGCCAUAGCGCUUUAUUAUAUGCUUUGUUUCACUUCAUACCACUCGACUUCACGCCGCAAAAAGUCAAUAUGGUUGUGAGUUCAAACCCCGGCCGAGUCGUACCAAAGACUAUAAAAAUGGGACCCAUUACCUCACUCAGCAUCAAGGGUUGGAAUUGGGGGUUAAACCACCAAAAUGACUCAUGGGCGCGGCCACCCCUGCUGCCCACUGCUCCCCUCACCUCCCAGGGUGUGACCAAGGGGAUGGGUCAAAUGCAGAGGACAAAUUUCACCACACCUAGUGUGUGUGACAAUCAUUGGUACUUUAACUUUAACUUUAACAGUUUACAUCCUGUACACACACGCGGGCAUUUCGAAGAAUUUCGACAGCUAGCUGCACUUCUGACGUGUUUAUUUUCACAAUUGUCGUACCUUGCGCAGGUCAGCGCUGUGUCAGCCUGUCUUAGAAAUCACUUUGUGUGAUCGUAAACUGCUUUAAAUGUGUCCAAAAUCUCGUUGUAUUUGUACGGGUAUGUACUGUAUGUAUGUAUACAGUA
Messenger RNA from Nerophis lumbriciformis (worm pipefish), 2375 nucleotides. RefSeq names its product protein NATD1-like. Lineage: Eukaryota; Metazoa; Chordata; Actinopteri; Syngnathiformes; Syngnathidae. The record is from RefSeq and is a predicted model, not a curated record.